This is a messenger RNA of Parasteatoda tepidariorum (common house spider), 3609 nucleotides long. RefSeq lists its product as uncharacterized. Gene Ontology annotation, molecular function: heparin binding. The record is from RefSeq and is a predicted model, not a curated record. NCBI's taxonomy places the organism in Eukaryota, Metazoa, Arthropoda, Arachnida, Araneae, Theridiidae. Gene Ontology annotation, cellular component: cell surface.
UGUAUAGGAAUUAUCAGAAAAAUCUGGCAACAGUUUUUAAUGAUGAAAUAGAUUGGAUGAUUUUUGCUCUCUUCCAUUGUAGCAUUCUUUACCAGUGCGUGAGGACCUUUGUUUCUGGAUAGGCAGCCUUCAGGAAAUAUGAACGUUUUGACAUGGAUUUUCGGAAUCGUUAGUGUCCUAAUCCCUGCCACUUGUACAAUAGUGCUGGCUGCCCAUGAUGGCGAAAUACAGACACUAUCUUCGAAAGUUCAUAACUUCAAGAUGGACCUCCAUCGCACUCUGGAAGGACUGAGGGUACGCAAGAAAAGGCAAAUUGAAGCCUCGCACGAUGCCUCGUAUACAUAUCAGAUGCGCGUUGGAAGUGCAACUACCGAAGAACUCCCCUACCUCUCUGACUACAAACUCACGUUCUGGAUUCCAGUUGAACAUCAAGGACAAAGGCAAGUGCUGAUCGGAACUGAGGAAGGCAAUCUGAUCUUGUUCCAGCUAUCUGCUGAAGACGAUAGGCACGGACAGAUAAUUGCCAGUUCCUACGAAGAGGAAGUCGCCAUCAAAGCGAAGGCUUUCAGUUAUUACGACGAACAAUGGUUCAUCAUCCUUCAAUCAGCAAGAAACCAAACCUGGAUUCGACUCUACUUGAGAAAAGGUCGUGGUUUUGAAAAUCUGCAGACAAUUACUUUGUAUGGUGAAACGGAUUUUGAUCUCGUGACCCUGAAAGGAGUUCAUUACAUGGCUGUAACCACCUAUCAAAGUAACAGGAAUUCUGCAACACUUGCUCUUUAUCAUUGGACUCAAACCCAGUUUGAUGUGAUUGCAACCAGGACAGAUGUGAUUGGACCACGUUCAGUUGCAUGCUGGGUAUUAGAUGGGACUCUAUACAUAGUCCUUGCUCAGAAAUUGGAUGGCACGUCUGACUAUAGUUCACCGGUAUUUUUGUACAAUGCGAAAGACGAAAGGGGAUUAGUUCUGCAGCAAAUGCUUUCAAUAGAAGGGCCAAUCAAAGUGCUUCAUUUUUAUGUCAAUGCUAACCACUAUGUCAUUUUCAUUGGAAGUCAGAAUGCAGCAAUAUACUGGUGGUCCAGCAAUCAGUUCUUGCUGUGGCAGAUAAUACGCAAUACGGGUAAUGCAGUCGAUGCCUCAGUUCUCACGCUUAGCAACGGUGAAGUGGUAAUUGUUAUAGCAUUGCAGGAAGAAGUGCUGUUCAUUACUUUGGAUUCAUCUGGUCACUAUAUUAUAUCAUUCAGUAUGCCGUUUUGGGGGUACUACAUCUCUUCCCUUCAAUUUAUGUAUAGCGGCGAUGCAUAUUACGCUAUGGCUUUAUUCGCAGCUACAUCUUAUUCUCAACCCAUGCAGAUGGUCAGAAAGUUGACUCUUGACCCACAUUUUGUGCCGACUGGUUCCUCAUUGGAUACGCUGAGACAGUGUUUGAGUGAUGUUUACGUCACACUGGAAGAACGUCAAAGCGAGAUGAAUAACAUCAACGUGGAUCUUGGCAGAGUUUGGCUUAGAAAUAAGGAACAAAAAAUAAAUUCGCUGGUGUUCGUUGAUGGUAAAAUAUCAUCAACCCGAAAAUGUGUUGUAGAGAAUAUAAAGGUGGUUCGACUGAAAAAGAUGUUACCUGACUCUUCUCUGACUGAAAUUGAUCAAAGCGUCUCUAGCCUUAAAGACAUCGUUCGCGGUCUUCAGCAGAAUGUACUGAAAAGUGUAAGGAAAUCUGUCGAACAAAAAAUAACAGGAACGAAAAACUUUGGAAAUGUUUAUGUUCCUUCUUUGGCCUUAAAAUCCUCUCCCUCGGAUAUUCCCGUAAAUGGUGUCCCUGUAUCCAAAAUCCAAAACUACGCAUUGCGAAAGUACGGCAACCAAAUAUUCCAAAAACCAGUUCAAAUAGCCAAUGCCUAUACUACCGAAGUUCUGACGGAUUAUUUAAAUGAUAUUGAAACAAAUGAUUUCCUGCUCUUGAAAGGUGAACAACAUGUAACAGGAAGUCUGUUAUUUCUAAAUGUCCAAGCAAGCACUGUGACUACGGACACAUUAAAUUCUAUUCCAUUUAGCAACCUGGUGACAACCCUGCAAGACCAGAAUAUUCGAGGCUUGAAAGUAAUAAACUCCAUGGAAUCUGAUGUUAUAAGUGUCCAAGGGCAAAUGAAUGGGGAAGUACUAAGAGACAUUAUUCCGAACAUUGUGAGCAUUGAUGAUGAUAGCGAGCUGAAAGGACACGUGACAUUGGCAGAGAUUUCUGAAAUUAAAGGAGACGUCUUUUUGAUUGGAAAAAUUAACGGAUAUAUCGACCUUGCCCAGCUACUUGAUGGAGCUGUUUUGAAAAAUGAUAGACAGCAAAUAAAAGGAAGAAUGUGUUUCGAAGCUCCAGUCCUAAAUGAUAAUUUGAAGGUUAAAGGUCACAUAAAUAACUUGCACACAAGUCAGCUAAUGACCCUUUCAUCUAACCAAAUAAUUCCAGGAAACUUUGUGUUCGAUUCUACUCUGUUGGUGACCGGAGACUUAGCCACAGAUUCCAUCAAUGACGUGGAUCUGAAAGCAGACGCAGUCCUUAAAUCUUCAGAUCCACAGUUUGUGAUGGGGAUGAAACGUUUCUUCCAAGAUGUGACGGCUGAUUUCAUAGACAUGACAGAGUACACUACCCUGGAUGGCGUGGAUCCAUCUCUGUUGGUGCAAGAUUGGGUGAAACAUAAAGAAGGCAUAGUGGAACAAAAUUUAACCGUUUUGCCUAAUGUUGUGGUCUUAGGAAACUUAUCUGUAAUCGAAGGUAUUAAUGGGCGUGUUGUCUUUGACUUACCAAAAACAGUGUGGUUGAAGAGAACGAAGCAGAAAAUUGAGACUCCAAGUAGCUGGAAGAAAAUCACGGCCACCCACAUGUUUGUAACUAUCGUGAAUACCAUAAAUGUGGAGAGUGAUGUUGUUCACAGCUACGGAGAAGAAAUCAUCGAUUCCUUCAAACAUUUCACCAACAAUGUGCAAUCGAAUGUUGUGGAAGCUAUGGAAGAUGUCUACGUAAACGGCCUGAACACUGCCUCGUUUAAGACAGAGCUAGAACAUUAUGUGGACGAUGGAACUGUACAUGGAACGAAAACAAUCGAAUACGUAGAAAUUAUCGGAGAUUUGGAUCCAACUACUUACAACAAUUUUGAUAUUUUUGAGAACGUAAUGCGGCCUCAAGACUUUCAAGUGAUAGACACACCUGUUGUAUUCCAAUCUGAGCUGAUAGUUAUUAAAGACAACUUAAAUUCCGUUGUGGUGGGAUUUGACAGAUUCAACAGUGACAAUCUUAAAUCCCUUCUGGAAGACGCAGUAUCAAAAUCAGCAAAAAUACAUCCAAUGACGAACAAACGUAUUAUGAGCCUCAAAGCACAAGGUUUGAGUAUUCCUACAGAGACUCUUGUAAAUGGAGUACCAGUUUCUGAUCUUCUCAGCAAAGUGGUGACUCUGAACACGGAACAGCAAAUAAUUGGGGACAAAACAUUCAAGACCAUUUUGGAUUUCAACAAAGUCACUGCUGAAAUUGUUAAUGAAAGACCACUAUCUAGUUUCCUGAACGAAUUGGUGUAUGUGGAUGACAGCAGGCCUGUUUCUUUAAAAGAAUUUGCUGGGUAA